Nipponia nippon (crested ibis) is the source of this 114-nucleotide messenger RNA. The record is from RefSeq and is a predicted model, not a curated record. Lineage: Eukaryota; Metazoa; Chordata; Aves; Pelecaniformes; Threskiornithidae.
AUGCCACGCUCGCUUGAUGUCUCAGUUCCGGAGCAGAGAUGCUCCAGCUGCUAUCUGGGAAGGCUCUGGCCCCCAAAAUAUUUAGUUAGCAGCCAUUCAGUUAAGUGGAAUUGA